UAACAAUGUAGUUCCUCAAUCAAGUCCUAUUUCAAAUGGGAGAAAAUGGAAAAUUUGUUCAAGUCAUUUUUCACCGCUGCAUUUUCCAAAUUGGAAUUUGCAAUGGAGAACAACAAAACUAGUGGACUUCUGAAACACAGAAAGAAGCGCCCCAAGUCCAAUAGAAUGUUAGGAGAAGAAUACGAUAUAGAGGAAAAUAACGAUCUUUCAGACACCUGCGUUCUAUUAAAUCAAGGAGAAAAUUCCCUCAAGACUGAAGUAGUUGAACGUCGAGAAUCGCUAUGGGCAACUGCAAUACAAAUGUUCAUCCCGUUUCUCUUAGCGGGAUUUGGAAUGGUAGCUGCGAGUCUAUUACUCGACGAAGUUCAACACUGGCCAGUAUACCAAAAUGUAACCGAAGUUUUUAUAUUAGUACCUGCUCUCUUAGGACUGAAAGGAAAUUUAGAAAUGACCCUCGCCUCUAGGUUGUCAACUCACGCCAAUUUGGGUCAUCUAGAUAGCAGAAACCAAAAAAUCAAUUUGAUAACAGGAAACCUUGCCUUAAUAUUGUGCCAAGCGAUCGUAGUAGGAUUUUUAGCUUCAUUAGCAGCAGUUAUAUUUGGAUGGGUACCCACUGGGCAGAUAAAUGUAAAGCAUGCAUUGUUACUAUGUGCAAGCAGUAUAGUCACUGCCUUCGGGGCUAGUUUCAUCCUGGGUUUGAUAAUGGUGGGUGUUAUCAUAUUUUCUCGAUACAUCCACAUAAACCCUGAUAACGUAGCUACUCCCAUUGCGGCAAGUUUGGGAGAUCUCACAACUCUUGCAUGUUUAUCGUGGCUGUCAUCUAUUUUGUAUAAUACCAUGGAAAGCUAUCCUUACUUAACAUCAUGUUUAAUAGUUUUGGGGUUAUGUCUUGUCCCGGUUUGGGCAUGGAUAGCAAGUCGAAAUGAAUAUACUCAUAAAGUUCUUUUUAGUGGAUGGAGCCCUGUCAUAACUGCAAUGAUAAUUAGCAGUAUUGGAGGUCUGGUAUUGGACUUUACUGUGUCUCAGUUCAAGGGUGUAGCUGUGUUUCAGCUAGUAAUCAACGGAGUCGGAGGGAAUCUUGUGGCAGUGCAAGCGAGCCGUAUAUCAACUGAACUUCACAGUAUUGGUAAACCUGGUCAUUUACCGGAACAUAUGCAGGUUUGCAUAAGUCCCUGUUCUGCUUUUUGUGAUAAAAAAGAAACUAGUCAUGCUGGUACGGCCCAAAUGCUGAUGCUCAUGGUCAUUCCCGGACAUCUCAUUUUCUCAUACACCAUAAGCUAUCUGGAAGCUGGUCACACCUCUUUUACUUUCAUUUUUAUGAUUAUAUAUUUGACUGCUGCACUAUUGCAAGUGUUCUUGUUACUCUACAUUGCCCAAGUUAUGACUUUGAGCAUGUGGAAACAUGGAAUAGACCCUGAUAACUCAGCUAUUCCAUAUUUGACUGCCUUAGGGGACUUACUGGGAACUCUGCUUCUAGGGAUUGCUUUCCAGAUCCUUUUCGUUAUUGGAGACAGAGAUAGCGAUGUUGGUGAUUAACAUUCAUCGACAUCAAUACUUGGCCUUAUACUUUGCCAUAAUUGGGGGCCAUGAACUUAGAUUUAUUGUGAUCUUUGUAUUGUUGCGAAGUACAAAUAGAGGAGAGGAAAUUUUUUGAAAAUUAGGUGCUAUUGUAUAUACAUGUUUAAUAUCAAUACAGUUUUUAUAAAAUUCGUUGUUACUUUAUUAAAUAAAGUAUGUUUUUCUAUGAAUAUUGAAGAAGGUAUUAAUUAUUUUAUCUUAUUUUGUUGAGUAAGUAGAUAUUUUCAAAAACUUAGUCACCUAAUAAGAAAAUGAAAGUGAUUAGAAACUCCAAUAGCUUUAUGUCACCUCAACUUAUAAGCAGCUUCUUGGAGAAAUUAUUUUAACCCUAGGUUAACGUGCCAAGAGGUCAGGGUUCAAUCUCGGGCCAAGUCAUAUCCCAACAGUUUUUUCACUUUUCAAACUAUUUGAAAUUGAAUAAAAUGCCUUUUAUGGGAUACUUUUUGCUAUGGAAUUUCAAUGGUAUUACUCUGAUUGUAGAUAUCCACCACAAAUAAAUCUUAUUUCAAAA
This is a messenger RNA of Leptinotarsa decemlineata (Colorado potato beetle), 2089 nucleotides long. RefSeq names its product solute carrier family 41 member 1-like. Lineage: Eukaryota; Metazoa; Arthropoda; Insecta; Coleoptera; Chrysomelidae. The record is from RefSeq and is a predicted model, not a curated record.